This is a messenger RNA of Ruditapes philippinarum (Manila clam), 7842 nucleotides long. RefSeq names its product atrial natriuretic peptide receptor 1-like. Lineage: Eukaryota; Metazoa; Mollusca; Bivalvia; Venerida; Veneridae. Gene Ontology annotation, biological process: intracellular signal transduction; cGMP biosynthetic process; receptor guanylyl cyclase signaling pathway. The record is from RefSeq and is a predicted model, not a curated record. Bases 16 to 3300 code for a protein of 1094 amino acids. Gene Ontology annotation, molecular function: peptide receptor activity; guanylate cyclase activity; protein kinase activity. The transcript has 22 exons. Gene Ontology annotation, cellular component: membrane.
UGAAACCUUUUCAACAUGUAUAGAGAGGUAUCAUCAACUGCACAUUUCGGAUACAUUUUGGGGCUCAUUAUUUACGUUCAUGCUGCAAAUGAGAUUGGUGAAAAAAUUCAGCACAUCAAAAUAGCUACCAUUCUACCUAACAAUAAUGAUUAUGACUUCUCAAUCGGUCAUGUUCAACCUUCAAUAGAGUAUGCAAUAGAGCAGGUGUAUAUUAGAAACCUUCUUCCCGAAUGGAUUAAACUGGAUGUUAACUAUAGCGACUCCCGGUGUAAUGCCAGGGAUGCACCGGUUGCUGCUUUUGAUUACUAUAUGAAAAAGUCGGUGAACCUGUAUCUUGGUCCUGUCUGCGACUAUUCAUUGGCUCCAGUUGCCAGGUAUGCUCCUUAUUGGAAGCUACCAGUUAUUAGUCCAGGUGGCUUUGCACACAAUUUCGGCGAAACAAAGUCAGAUGUAUCAAAAAACACAGAAGGUUUCUUCACUUUGACACGGAUAGGCAUGACCUUUAACUCUAUGGCUCUGAGUAUAAUACAAACGAUUAAGCAUUUCGGUUGGAAUAAAGUGCAACUGACAUACGACAGUGACGGCCAUAGCGAAGUGUCGCCAAAAUUUUGCUAUCUAGCCGGAAGUGCAUUAAUACAAUACAUAAAGGAAUUAGCGGCCGAUGAAGAAUUAGGACAUAAAUUUGCCUUUCAUACUGAUCAAACAGAGACAGAGAAUGUGUUAAGGGACGAGGUUGGUGUAGACCAUGCCGUUGUUGUACUUUGUGCCAGCGCAGACUCAGUGCGAGAGAUCAUGAUAAAAGCACACGAGCUCAAUUUUGACAACGGGGAAUAUGUCUUUUUCAACAUCGAUUUAUUCAGCAGCAAAAAUGAAAGCAAAACUCCAUGGUACCGAGAAGGUGACUCGAAAGAAAGGAACGAUAAUGCUAGAAAGGCGUACGAAGCGCUAAUGACCGUCACGUUACGGAAACCUACCAGUCCGGAAUACAAAAACUUCAGCAGUGAAGUUAAACGACGAGCAAAAUCACGUUAUGAGAACUUUACAUACGGUGAAGAAGAGGUCAAUAGUUUUGUUGGAGCGUUCCACGAUGCCGUCAUCCUGUACGCCCACGCCCUGAACGAGACGCUGGAGGCUAACCGGUCAAUAACAAAUGGAACAGAAAUUACAAAGCGGAUGUGGAAUCGAACUUUUAGAGGUAUCACAGGGAACGUGUCGAUAGAUGCAAAUGGUGAUAGAAAUGCCGAUUAUUCAUUGCUGGACAUGGAUCCGGAGACCGGUGAAUUUGAGGUGGUCGCAAAUUAUUUUGGAAACACCAAACAGUAUGAACCGGUUCCAGGAAAGCAUAUUCGAUGGGCGGGGAACUAUGACCACGCCCCGCCAGACACACCCAAAUGCGGCUUUGAUAAUUCCAAGUGUCCUCCGGACGAACCAUUUCCGGAGUAUGGCAUAGUGAUUAUUGUCCUAGGAUCUUUGCUGUUGUUAGUGGUAGUUGCAGCAUUCUUCAUAUAUCGGCAUAUCAAGCUGGAGGCGGAGCUAGCUGAAAUGAACUGGCGCGUGAAAUGGGAAGAUAUAAUGUUAGGAACGAUAGAGGGAGAACGAAAAAUGAAGAAACAAGCGGCCAGUAACCUUAGCCUUGCACGACGUUAUUCGGUGACAAGCUCGUGUUCCGGGGACACCAUUGCUGUACACCUCAGCGACGUCGGACAGCGCCAACUCUUCACCAAGACCGGGUACUAUAAGGGGGCUAUUGUUGCUAUAAAAACCAUACACAAGUCUAACAUAACAGUGACGAAACCUUUACUUAUGGAAAUAAAACGGAUAAAAGACCUUGCCAAUGACCAUAUAGUGAGAUUUAUCGGAGCUUGUAUUGACGUUCCACACAUGUGUAUCCUCACAGAAUAUUGCCAGAAAGGCAGUCUACAGGACGUGUUAGAGAAUGAGCAAAUCAAGCUUGACUGGAUGUUUAGAUACUCAUUAAUGCGGGUUUUAGUUAGAGGGAAGUAUAAAAGUAACACAGCCAUGGCAUAUCUAUGUUCUAGUGAUAUUAAAAGCCACGGGGCUUUAAAGUCUACAAAUUGUGUCGUAGAUUCAAGAUUUGUAUUGAAAAUUACCGACUUUGGGCUUCACGACUUGAGGGGCCAAGACGAAGAAGUUCCAGAGGGCUCGUAUGCUCAUUACAGAAGUCUGUUAUGGACUGCACCAGAGCUUCUUAGAAUGUACAAUCGAUCUCCAAACGGCACUCAGAAGGGGGAUGUAUAUAGUUUUGCAAUCAUAUGUCAAGAAAUUGUUUAUAGGAAUGGAGUAUUCUACUUGGCAAAUCUUGACCUACAACCAAAAGAGGUGGUAGAAAGAGUUCGCGACUGGCAGAAGCCCCUGUUUCGCCCAACCCUGGAGGAGUUUGACUGCCCGUGUGACGAGCUCGCCGUCGUUAUCAGACGCUGUUGGGCGGAAGAUCCCAUGGAGAGACCGGAUUUUACGUCAUUAAAGUCUAUAAUUAGAAAGUUAAACAAGGACGGGGACAAGGGUAAUAUAUUGGACAAUCUGCUAUCUCGUAUGGAGCAAUAUGCGAACAAUUUGGAAUCACUUGUCGAGGAGCGUACGGCCGACUUCCUGGAACAAAAGAAGAAGGCGGAGGACCUUCUGUAUAUGAUGUUACCGAAACAAGUUGCUGGUCAACUGAUUCGUGGAGAGACUGUUAUGCCGGAGACGUUUGAUUCCGUAACCAUUUACUUCAGUGAUAUAUGUGGCUUUACGGCCUUGUCAUCAGAAAGUACGCCAAUGCAGGUUAUAGAUUUAUUGAACGAUCUCUACACAACUUUUGAUUCCAUUAUUGAAAACUUUGAUGUAUAUAAGGUUGAGACUAUAGGCGAUGCGUACAUGGUGGUCUCCGGCUUACCAAUUAGAAACGGGUCCAUGCAUGCACGUGAAAUAGCUAGAAUGUCCAUAGCGUUAUUGAACGCUGUUCUGUCUUUCAAAAUACGUCACAAGCCUUCUAUCCAAUUAAAAUUAAGAAUAGGAAUUCACACUGGUUCGGUAUGUGCCGGUGUGGUCGGGUUGAAAAUGCCGAGAUAUUGCUUGUUUGGUGAUACUGUAAACACGGCAUCGAGAAUGGAAUCAAAUGGUUUACCCCUUAAGAUUCACGUUAGUCCUUACACUAAAGACAUUCUAGAUCAAUUUGGAUCCUUUGAUCUAGAGCUGAGAGGUGCCGUCGAAAUGAAGGGUAAAGGGUCCGUAACAACAUACUGGUUAAAUGGCGAGCGAACUGGGAUCGGAGAUACGAAGAUUGCGCCAUUCUGCUGAAGCGGCUAUUGCACGGGAAACCCGUGCAUGAUAUCAACGUCUUGUCUAGAGUGAUGUGUGAACUAGGGCGUGACGUGACAGUAUUUGACAAUAUGUUUUUGUUAUAACAUAUAAAGAUUCAGCAACUGGGUUAUGUUUUGUGACUUUUGUACAAUCACAUUCUGAUACUUUUUAUCACACCAUUUCUUACUAAGGAUAUGUUUAAAUUAGUUUUAAAGACGUUUAUUUAGUGACACAGUCUGUGGUCAGUUACAUAGUUAGUGCAAAUUUUAUUUUCUCUAGAAGUUACAAACGUAAGUACAUAUUUAUUAGAAAUGCUAGCUAGAUCAGUUUUCAUCCGCCUUGGAAAAUAGUCCGGCAAUGUACUAGUUAUUUUGUUUAAAUAGUGACAAAGACUUCGUAAUAUAUCAAAUCGUUUAAUGACAAAAACAAAAUUAUUACUUCGGGACGUAAUUUUUUGGAUGGGUGUAAGUUAUAUUUUACAUAUCAUUUACAUUCCGUUAUUUUAUUUUGCUAACAUUGUUUUGCAUAAUUAUAUGUUGCAAGUAUUUCCGAACCAGAAUUGCAAAAAAGAAACCUUUCACUCUUAAACCAGGAUAAAUUGAGAAAAUCUAUUGACGUGUAUGACGUAAUUAUGACGUAAAUGACGUAAUUAUGAUGUCAAAUGACGUAAUCAUGACGUAAAUAUAGUUAUUCCGAACAUGUGUUGUAUGACAUAUCAUGUUAAAGCUAUUGUUUCUAUAGGAACAGAUUUUGUUACUACAAAAAACUGUAUAUAUGUACACAAUGAAUUAUAGAAUGAAUACUUGAUCAUUCAUUAAGUUUGUAACCAGUUAUAAAACACGUGUGAUAACCAAUUUCAUUAAAGCACGUGACUUGGGUACGCAUUUUGUAAAAAUGUCUUUGGAAACGAGUCCACUAAAACGACACACAAUUUUUCAAAGGAUGUUUCCAUCUGGAUAAAACGGUGAUAGAUUGACGUUUAAAUGUAUGGGUGUUGUUUUUCCCUAAAUAUCGCUUACAUACCGUUCUGUUUUUGAUUUUUGUUUCGUUUUUUUCGUUUUCGCUAUUUUUUUAAAUCAAUUAUAAACAAGUUAUAAUUUCAAGCCCUUCUCAUGGUAGCGCAAUAAUUUUAUAAUUAUGAUUAUUGUUAUACAUGUAGUUUACUAAUGCAUAUUUAGCUAAGCAAUUUGUUGUAUUAAAGGGACAUAAAUCACUCUUAGAAAGACAAGUAGACGCUCGCAUAUAUUAUAUUUGUUCUGCUUCCGUGUGAGAAAAUAUCAAAGUCCUCGCUGCGGUUACCUCCCUUGAAAGGUUCAGUGACGUAACCGGCGCGAGGAUUUUGUGAAUAAAUGGCAGACGAUAAAAUGAAACGUUGUUUUUAAUAUGUAUAUUAUUGACGUCAAAUGAUAAGUCUAGAAGUUUUGGAUUUAGAUAACAAAAGAACGAACUAUUUAGCCAGUCGUUUCAGGUUUGUGUCACGUAUAUGUAAGAAUAAAAGUGACUGGAAAGUUUAAAAUGGUUAUGGUGAUAUAAUUAGAUCUAUAUGGAAGAAAUAAAUGUUUAAAUAUGUACAUGUUACGUCUGAAAUAGUUUUACGAAUGUAUUUAUUAUUAUAUAUAUAUAUGUAUUUUUAUUGUGUUUGUUUAGAUGAUAUUUCAAUUUAGCUUUUUAAAAUUUCAUUUUUUAUUGUUCAUUUCUUUUGAACGUUUGACUGAGUUAAUGCAAAGGCUGUUUGAGUAGCGGCUAAAUGAGGGAAACUGUUUUUAUUGUCCCUUGAUAGAAACCGACCAACUUUUGAAAUCCGCACCUUCUUUUACGUACGUUUUACGUACGCUUUUUACGCUUUGACCAUGUCAUGUUCUUCAGGAAUAUGAGAUUUGGAAAUCCACUGAUUAUAUUUACAUGUAAACAUUACCUACCUUUUACUGUACAUACCAGUGCUACGAAAUAUUUGUCGACGAAGUUAAUGCAUCUAAGCAUUCUGAAAAUUCAAGCGUUUGUGUGAAGUCGAUUUUUGUCGUCUGCUAACAUUGUGACUGCGCGUAUUUUUAUUUCAUAGUGAAAGAGAACAUCAUGCUUGCAUCACGUUUUUAAUUCACGAAAAAUGCUGAUAUUUAAAAAGAAAAGCACGAUAAUUAUAUCUGAAUAAAUUAAUGACGUAUUUAUUCCACUGAUGUAUCUAUUUAUAGAAAUCGUUUUUUUAAGUAACUAUUACCCAUAUUGGAUUCGGUAAGAUCAAACGCCUAGAUAGUGUAAACCGAUAUAACUGCUUUAGGUAGUGAUAGGCCAUUUUAAUAAAGACAUCGUGGAAACAGCUUCCACUACAAAGCCGUAAUGUCUUCCCAAAAUUGUUUUUUGUUUAUUAUUUUCCUCGUGGGACUGCUCUAUUUUUUCACACUUAAACCGGGUUUUCCCAUGUGCGUGUGUGUGAUUUUUUUUGCUGAUGCUUUAACGUCUAUAUUUCUUUAGAAAUAUCUUUUGUUUGUAUGACAAAAAUUUGGUCAACGCUUACUGAAAUUUCAUCUAGCCUAGUGAACGUAAUAUGGAUAAUGAAAAUGUUUUAAUUAUUUCGGUGCCAAAGACCUGCCAAUUUAUAAAAUACUGUCAAAUGUUUCCAAAAACAGGCUUAUUUUGUUAGAUAAAAUACGAUCCGAUAUCGAAUAAAGCAAUAAAACAAAAGUAAUAUAAAGAUUCCGCUAAAUGGGUAUAAUUAUAAAUUUCUAUAAAAUGUAUUAAUUUACUGAACUGCUACAUCCUCUCUAUGCCAACGGCAAAUAAUUCUGUCCAUGCGACCAGUGCAGACCAAAAUUAUCAGGAUUACUGUUUGGACCGGCUGAUCAUGGUCUGCAAAGUUCGCUAUUUAGUCAACUUUAGUACAUAUUUUGGGGGAAAAAAUCCCUAUAAAUUAUAAAUGGUUUUGUCCAGAUUGAAAACUGGACAAGUUCAUUAAAUAGUUUUAGGUGGUAAGAGCUAGAUAACAAAUGACGGUAUGUUCGGACAGCUUCUUUACUUUGCAUCAAAUGGAGAAUAUGUUUUCAGAAAAAAAAUGUUCAAAUAUUUAAGUCGAACUAAUUUGAAAUUUUUAGUAUGCCUGUUAUAAUAAUUGGGAACAAAGGUUUAAGUUUCAACAUUAGAAAAGUAUAUGUGACCAGUUUGACUUGUAAUCAAACGAAACAAUCAUGUAGAGAUUAUUUGGUCAAGCGUAUGUAUACACCAAUAAUUUUCACAUUCAUUUCUUUUAUUUCAUUUCACUUCUUUCUUUGUUUCUGCUAGUAUUUUCUGUAAAAACAUUUGUUGUACAUUAAAAAUCUUAAAAGAAAUUCCACUUUCCGUGAUAUUUAGAUGCACAUAUUUUAGAUAAUUGUUGUGUUUUAAUGUGUUUAGCCUAAGUUUUUAAUAAAAUGUUGUUACAGACAUUUACAAAUGUUGUUACGUUUUACAGACAUUUACUAAUCUUGUUACCGAGAUUUGGGUUUUUUUUAAUGUUUCUACAGACAUUACCAAAUGUUGUUACGGACAUUUACAAAUGUUUUACAAACAUUUACGGACGCUAUGACAGACUUUAACAAAUGUUUAACAUACAUUUACUAAUGUAAUACAUACACAUACAAAUGUAUUACAGACAUUACGAACGUUCUUACAAACAUUUACAAUUGUUGUUACAGACAUUUACAAAUGUUUUACAAACAUUAACGAACGUUGUUACAAACAUUUACGGACGUUGUGACAGACAUUUACGAAUGUUUUACGGACAUUUACGAAUGUUGUUACGGACAUUUACGAACGUUGUUACGGACAUUUGCGAAUGUUAUUACGGACAUUUACGAAUGUUUUACAGACAUUUUUAUACAGGAGUCUUAUAUUAAGAAUUAAAAUGAAUACAUAGAGUAAACAAAUAUUGUUUUUAGUGAGUAGAAAUAAUUUUGCAUAAUCAAGAAGUUAACUGUCCGAAUUUUAGAUUAAUUUACACGAUAGUUGGUAUGUAUAGCAUUGAACUUUAAAACAAUCAGUCGCAUUUCGAUAUUUUUUCGUAGUGAGUAGAAUUUUACAUAAACAAGAAAUAUUUUGUCCGAAAUUAAAUCUUCUAUAAAUAUAUUAGACAGGUGGAGGGUUGUUAAACUUAGUUACUUAAGAAUCUAGAUUUAGGUGUUAUUGACCAGAAGUGGUGAUAUUAAGCUAAAGAAGAGAUAUUAAACCAAUUAAGGUGAUAUUAAAAAAAGGAGCCAUAUCAAACCAAAAAGGAUGAUAUUAAACUAAGGGAUGGUAUUUAGAACACAAAGGGACGAUAUUAUUCCAAAGGCACGAUAUUUAUGGGAAAAUAGGAGCUAAGUUUUAUUUCUUAGAAUAGAUUAUAUUCCAAAAUUCAUUGUCUUAAUAGAAUUAAUUAUUUUUUAAGUUUUUAUGGACUUGUACAGUGUCUGUAACAAUAUUUAAAACAUCUAUUUGUUUGAAUCUUAUUAUAUAUAAUAUCGGAUUAUUUUGCUUAGGUUUUAUAGUUAAAUUUACUAAUAUUAUAUCAAUAAAAUCAUGAGAAAUUGA